Messenger RNA from Heterobasidion irregulare TC 32-1, 1881 nucleotides. RefSeq lists its product as uncharacterized. Gene Ontology annotation, molecular function: protein binding. Lineage: Eukaryota; Fungi; Basidiomycota; Agaricomycetes; Russulales; Bondarzewiaceae. The transcript has a single exon. The record is from RefSeq and is a predicted model, not a curated record. Bases 1 to 1881 code for a protein of 626 amino acids.
AUGCGCAUCCUGCUUCGCUCUCUCGAACCGCGGUGCACCCUACUACGUCGUCCAUCUCCUCCUUCACCUGUCCACAUCCUCCCAAGACACGUCUCUUCGACCCUCCGCCUCGCCUCUACACCUGAACCAGACCACACCCAGCACCGCGCACGAUGGAGUAGUGUCAAGCACCUCGAGUUCUCCGUCAAGAGACUGCUGGCUCUCGGCAAGCCCGACGACGCCCUUCGCUAUUUCCACCUAAAGCUCAGCAGCAUGGACGACGACCGAGGAUCACGCGUCACCGCUUACGAAGACGCCAUCUCCCUCUUUCUGCACUACUCUCGCUUCGACUUUGCGUCCGACCUGUACAAACAGAUGUCCGAGGACCCCGUUCCACGGCUCCGUCCGUCUCCUCUGGUCGAAGCCAAGAUGAAGGCCGUCUCCCAUCUUCUAGAGAGCACGCCCCCGACCCUGCCUGAUGCGCUGGCGCCUGUCCUCGCGCGCAGAUCCUGUACCGAACGCGACCUGCGCGGCCUGAUCGACUUUCUCGCGGGCACGCUCAACCUCGACCUGGCCACCAUCACCAGCGUCGUCGAGCGAUACGCCGACGCUCGCGGCGCCGACUACGAGCUCCACACGCCCACCGUCGACAAGCUCAUGAGCCUCUCUCUCCGCGCCGGGAACAACGACGCCGCCGAAGCGUGGUUCGAGUCCCGCGCGGACAAGCCCUCUCCCCAGGAGCCCGCGUCCCCCGCGAUGCUCUACACCACGCUCGCCAGUGAGCUCGCCGACAGCACCAUCCAGAACUCCGCGCAGAUCGACGCCGUCCUCGCCCGCAUGACGAAAGCAGGCGUGGCGCCCGACCUCGCACUCUUCAACGCGCUCAUCCGCGGCUCCGUCCGCCACCUCGACCUCCACAAGGCCUUCGCGCUCUACGACGCCCUCCGCGCCCAGCGCUCACUCGCCAUGAUGCCCGACGCGUUCACCUUCGGCAGCCUCUUCAAGGCCCUCCAGGCGCUGCACCACCGCCGCACCGCGCGCUACCGCCGCCUCAAGGCGCCCCCCAACACGCGCACCCCGCGCGCUCUCUUCCGCGAGAUGCUCGAGUGCCACCUCGUGCGCGCCCUCGCCGCGCCCACGCAGGCACGCGCGGGCGGCGCGCGCGCGCUCACCACGUCCACGCUCGACGUCGCGCUGCGCGUGUUCAUGCUCACGGCGGACUACCCCGCCGCGAGCGUCGCGCUGCGCGCGUUCGGCGAGUACGGGCUCGCGCCGGACGCGAAGACGUUCCACGUCGUCGUCGUCACGCUCAUGGCGCACAUGCGCGUCGACCUCGUGCGCGAGCACCCGCCGGGCGCCGUGCGCUGGAUCGACCGCUUCCUCGGCGCAGACGCGGCCGCAGGCCUCCGCCUGGACGACAUCUCGGACGAGCUCAUCGACGACCUGCUCGCCUUCCGCCCGUGGCGGCCGCACCUGCAGGAGAAAGACGCAGACGCGCACACGCACGCGCACGCGCAGGCGGUGGAGCGCGCGCCCAAGGCCAAGUUCCCCGAGACGUUCCGCGUGCCGUCGCGCUUCGAGGUGCUCGGCGUGACCGCGGCGCCUGCGAACCCGCGGUGGGACAUCCACCCGCUCACGCGGCUCCUGCGGCGCGCGAUCCACGCGCGGCUGGGCGAGACGGGCCUGCGCCCCGUGGACGCGCUCGCGCUCGUGCUGGAGGACGCGGCGCAGGAGAUGGCGCCCGCGCUGUCGCGCAGCCUGCAGAGGAAGCUGACGCGCGUCGAGCGGAAGCACGCGGAGCGCGUGCGGCGGCUGCGCGAGAGCGAGAGCGGGCGGAGGGCGGGGCCGACGGAGGGCGACGGGGGUGAGUGCGUGUCACGGUGCCGAGCUGUGGGUUGCUGA